Hyla sarda is the source of this 4484-nucleotide messenger RNA. Its product is annotated as ficolin-1-like. The transcript has 9 exons. Bases 3251 to 4216 code for a protein of 321 amino acids. The record is from RefSeq and is a predicted model, not a curated record. NCBI's taxonomy places the organism in Eukaryota, Metazoa, Chordata, Amphibia, Anura, Hylidae.
UUAUGGUGGAUCAUCUAACUAAGUAGGGCUAGAGGGAUGGGUUUAGCUUAUCACGAGUUGGGUUUAGGCAAAACAUUACCCUAAGGGACUUUCUAAGUGUUUUUUAUUUUGAUUCACAUAGUCACCUGUGACUAGAGAGGUGAAUAUAGAACAUGUUGUUAUAGGUUUGGUUGCCACCAUCAUAAGGGUUUCAUGAUGUUGUCCCUUAGGAUCCCACCACCUUAAAUACAUAUGAUGUUUUGUUAUAUAGUUAACGUCUUGUAGAGGGGUUUAUAAUAUUGGACCCUAUCCAAUAGUAGAGCAAUUGUUGUGCGGAGCCGUCAUCUGAGGGAGUGCUGAAAAAAUUUGGAAAAAGCUUCAGUUCAUGGAAAGUGAUGAACUGGUCCUGUCACAUAUGUUUGUAUUUCAGGUACCUAUUACAGACUUCUCGUAUAAGUUAAUAAUUUAAUACUGUGCACACUCAUAACAUUAGAUCAUGUACGAUAUAUGAAACAUCCAAGUCUUCCACAUGUCGUAAUAUCUGUAAUUCCAUCUCUCGUGAAGGAAAGAAUUCCUCAUUUCAUCAACAAUAAACUCUUUAUAUACAGCUCCCCUAAAGUAUCUCACCCUGACAAGUGAGGAACCAAAAAAAGAAAAGAGACUUUCCUCAGGUUGUCAGCCCGAAACUCUCACCAAUCCACAUUGUGGUGAUCCCAGCACAUAGCACUCAUCCCACUUUACUUAUAGGUUCCCAGAAGUCCAAAUGACCUGGAUUCCCCCUUUUCUUUUAGUUUAUUAUAUUUCUAGAAAUUUCCAGAAACAUUCCUUCAAAGCUGGAUGACACUUAUAUAGCCACCAUUAAAGCUCCCAGGGUAAAUACCCAAUGAAAAGGGAAGCUGUAAAUGGCCAAACCUUAGGCUAGAGUUACAUAUAUGCGGUGUCCAGCUCCGGCAAAACUGGGCAUAAAUUGCCACAACUGAUGCCAGAAGUGCAUCAGUUGGCAUCAGUUGUGCAUCAUCUGGCAUCCAUUGUUUGUGAUCGCUGAACGGGGGAAAGCAACAAGAUGCGUUCCCCUGUCUUUGCCGGUCCGGCGAGUCUAAUCAUCCAGUGUCCAAACUGAGAUGCCGGAUGAUUGGGAACUAUCCCAUUCAAAUGAAUGGGAUCAGUUCUUGCUUCACUUUCCCUCCGGUGCAUUUUCCGCAGUGCCGGAGGGGGAAAAAAAACUGAUGAGGCAUAUAUGUAAAGGAGGCCUUACAUGCUAACCAAUAAAAUGAUCGUCCAGCCAAGUAAGACAUAGGUGAACUGGGUCCACCAGAGCAAGAGUUGAUGUUUAUUAGCUACCAGAGGAGCGUCCAAGCAGGAGAUCCUACUGGAUGACAUCAGUAUUCCCUGUUAAGGCACAUGGAAAGAAGUUGUUAUAGUUGGAUGUCUCUGUAGACGUUAUGAAGAGAGAGACUACAAAGACCAUCCAUCACUCUGGGGGACCUACCAUGUUUUUCCCUUUUCAUACCUUUUGGGCUAAUUGCACACCUCACCUCCAAAGUGCAGUUUUUCUGGAGAGAUAGAGUACUGUACAGGUUCUUACCCACCAAUAGUAAAGGGCAUGUGUAACGCCGGAGGUUGGAGUCCGCCGGUGUGUUGCGUGUACCUCUGCUUACCAGUACCACCUCAUGCAUGCAGAACCCCUGCUUUGCUCUAUGCUCUGGACGUCCUUAUCUCCUGCAUUGUCAUGUCUUAUGUGGGCCGGGCACGCGCACAAGCCUCCUUCUCAUUCUUGUCCUUAUCCAAUUCUUGCCAGGCACCACCUAUAUUAGAGCACUCUUCCCUUUCUGUGGUGCCUGAGCAACAUUUUAGUAUCUACAAGUGAAGGUGUCUGGAAACCUGUGUCUGUCCUGAACCUGACAUCCUGACUCUGUUACUGCCUCAUACCUUGUACCUGCUUGAUUCUUCAGUGUAUGACCCGGACUGUCGACUACGCCUGAACCUCUCCUUGAGAAGAACACCCCUAAUCCAGAACAAGAUAUUUUGUAAUGGAUUUUCAGUGCUUCUUUAUGCUGUGUAUCCCUGUUUUCAAGAAGACCAUCCCAUUACAAUUUUCAGUAAUUGUCUCUCAGACUUAGUAAAUUCUGAACAUAAAAAUUAAUCCAGAACAAUGCAAGUAAGAAAGAAGCGAAUAUCUCAUGAUGAUAAUCCAGUACAAUGUUAAGUCCAAGGUUUGGGUGAAGCCUCUGUCAUCGCUUGAGAUGUUAGUGUUGCAGAAUAUCAGAUUAUUUUAUCAUCACUACGAGUCUUGUUCGGGACAUCUGUUUAUGUUAAGAUCCUGGUUACUCUUCUUGUGAAAUCUUACCCCUGACAGGUGAUAUCCCUGUUCUUUUUAAAGUAAACACCAGGAUGGAGACAUUCUUGGUUCAGUUGUCAGAUUAUGGCUCCAUAUGUGGUGGGACAAUCAGAAUAGAUUUACAUCAUACGGAAUAAGUCAGAUAAGAUCUUCUCAGCAGAUAAAUAUAGAACUUGUUCUAUAAAAGACCAGAUUCACAGCCGGGGAGAGAUCACGUCUGAAGCAGAGAUGGCCUCCUCCGCAUGUAUGGUCCUUCUCUUGGUCCUCACUCUUAGUAAUGCUGAAGACUCGUGUCCAGGUAAGUCAGUGUCCUGGGGUCAGGAGACCAGAAAACACCAUCUGUGGUAGGUAUUGCUCAAUAUCUCUUACAGGCAUUUGUAGGAUUAAAGUGAACCAAUCAUCAGAUUUUACCAUAUAUAAAGCUUGGAAAUGGAUUAUAUAAGGUAAAAUCUGUAUCUUCACCAUCCCGGGGGGAUGUUUUUUCCCCCAGGGAUGGUGAAGAUGGGCGGAGACUUAUAUUCACCGCCACCUGUUGCUCCCUGUCACUCCGGCCGUGACCCCGCCCCAUCAGCUUGAUUGACGGCUUGGGUCAUCGCUCUGUUCCCUAAGCAGUCGAAGCAGAGCAGUGGCGCGAACCGCCAAUCAAGCCGAGGGGGUGUCACCAUGGCUGGAACGAUGGGUGCUGGUAAGUCCUUGCCCAGGGGACUACUUGCGGGGCGGCUGGGGGGGGGGGGGCACUUUAUAAUUUCAUUUCUUUAGCAUCCCUGGGGGCAAAAACGUUAUAUAUGGUAAAAUCUGAUGAUUGGUUCCCUUUAAUGGAUGUCUUUCACUAAAAACAUUUAUUUUGACAUAUAUACACACAGAUUCUACAUAUACUGGUAGAAGAAAUUCAGAACAGUUUUUGAAUAUUUUAUCAGACGUCAAUAUGAAGGGAUGAAGUCACAUCCCAGCUCACAAUUUUACUAUACGAAGGUAAUACAUAUCAAUAUAAGAAAGUUGUUGGUGUUUUCAGGUGGCGUAGAGCAGAUGACCGUUCUUCGAGGAUGUCCAGGGGUCCCAGGUGCACAAGGAGAUAAAGGAGAACGUGGACCACCAGGAGAAAGAGGUCCUCCAGGAAGUCCAGGAAAGGCCGGACCAGCAGGGGUAAGAGGAGAUCCAGGAGUUUCUGGGCUUCAAGGAUUAAAAGGAGACAAGGGAGAUCCAGGAUCCCCGGAAGCUUCGUAUACUGCUCGGGACUGUAAAUCACUGCUGGAGAAAGGUUUUACCCUCAGUGACUGGUACAUUAUAUACCCUGAUGGAAAACAACCGCUAAGAGUCCUAUGUGACAUGCACACCGACGGGGGCGGCUGGAUUGUCUUCCAGAGACGUUCCGAUGGUUCUGUUGAUUUCCUACGUGGUUGGGCGUCUUACAAGAUGGGAUUCGGCAGCCGCCUAUCUGAGUUCUGGUUGGGGAAUGAAAACAUCCACAAGAUAACCUCAUCCGCCUCCGUUAUCUGGCUGGAUAGGGUGAGAGGUACAUGGGAGCUGCGCAUUGAUCUCCAGGACUUCGAUACUGUAAAAUAUUUUGCUAAAUACAAGUCCUUUAAAGUAAUGGAAGAAAGUGAGAAAUACAAGUUGGUACUCGGAGACUUUAUUGGUGGUGAUGCAGGAGAUUCUCUGUCGUACCACAAUGGCAUGAAGUUCUCCACCUUGGACCAAGACAACGACGCUGAUCCAAGAAGUUGUGUUGAUGUGUACAAGGGAGCCUGGUGGUAUAACCAAUGUCACCAAUCCAACCUGAAUGGGCUCUACCAUCCCGGGAAACAUGAAUCCUUUGCUGACGGCAUUAACUGGUAUACGGGAAAAGGUUAUAACUAUUCCUACAAGAGAUCGGAGAUGAAAAUCAGACCUGCGGGAUAGAGGAGAGAAGUUCAGUACUGGAGUUGUUUUCUUAUGGAGUGACCCCCCCCCAAUACGGGCCAUCUUUAUAUCUACCGCGAUUGUCACUCAGCUGCCCAGAGCCCUGCACGUCAUAAUCUGCCUGGUGUUGUAUUAGUAUGGGAAAGAGAAUGUAUACGUAUCGUGCAGACCUCACUGUAUUUACUGCUGGACACUUGUAUAUAGUAAAACCUGCGGACAUGCUUCUAUGCAGAAAAAUUAGAACAUUUCUAAUAAUAAUAAUAAUAUA